Amoebophrya sp. A120 is the source of this 908-nucleotide messenger RNA. NCBI's taxonomy places the organism in Eukaryota, Dinophyceae, Syndiniales, Amoebophryaceae. The record is from the annotation of a GenBank genome assembly.
GGGGAUGCAUUUUAUCAAAUUCUCUAUGGAUUGUAAAAAUGUCUGGGUCUGGAAACUUGUGAUGCACGAAGUGGAUGAUAGCCGGACUGCAAUACGCAGCCCAGCAUGACAUUUUUUUUGGCUGCAAUGUCUUACGUAUUCCGCAUGGCAAACUGCGUUUUUGCAUGACAGGUAAGAGGGCCUUUUCGUGCCUAGGCAACACAGAUUCUCGAGUCAUGCCAGACAAGCAUGACAAACUUACAUUCUUCCAGACCCAGACAUUUUUGCAUUUGAUAUUCUCCGACGAAAAUCAAAUGCUGUGCGGGUGGAUGAGGUAAGAUGAAGUAAAAAGUACUUACUUGCUCUCUUGAUGCGGCGCUGCUCUUUAUAAAUUAGUUGUAGUUCUAGUUGUGCUGCUGCUCUGUAUGGCACGCGUCGUCCUUUGUCGUGCGUAUACCACAUGAUGACAACAUCGCAAUAUCCUGAGUAAAAACGUACCCACACCAGAGUCAGGAUGGGGAUUUUGCAACACAAACCUAGGAGUUUUGUGAGUCACGCAUGACAAGUCGCACUCUGCAGUGUAGUGCAGGUUAGCAAGUGCAGCCGCAUCACAGAUUCAUCUGCUCAUCCUGUUCACAGCAUCACAAAUUCCGAAACACGAUUGGAAAUGGCUCUCAUGCGGAUGCGCAUUACAAGUCUUCCUGUCUUUGCAAAUCUGCAUUACAACUCUGGCGUGGGUACGUUUUUACUCAGGAUAGCAACUCAGGAUCGUCGCCGCGACAAACGCUUUAACCGAACUGACCAACGCGGUGAAGUACAAGAAGGAACGACAGCGGCAACGCCUGUUAGACCUCGCGAAAAAAGUGGACCCCCGCGUGUGGAUCAUGAUGCAAAUCAAGGGCCGGGUGCUGCUGAAGCGAAGGAAAGCC